AUGUGCUCCAACCAUCGUCUCGCUUUUGAUGCCUAUAAGUUCUUCAUACGUUUCUAUCCCGAUACUCGCAAGUUUGUUUUUGUCAACUUUUCCGAUAGCUCUAAUUAUCAACAGUUCCAUGGUAAAGCAAUUGCUCUUGACAUUAGGGAUCGCCACGCACCCUUCCCUUCUCUAUUCCUCAUCCAUGAGAUGCGCGUCCGGGGAUUCUAUCCCUUCCAACCCACCGCUCCGGCCGUGCCCAAUGAUAUCGCUUGGCAAGACUGGGUCACGUCGGAAGGCGUGUUCGACAAUGACACAGGUACUUUCAAACGUGAUCGCCCGCUAGACGAUGUAUCUAGGCAACCACGGCUGUCGUUUCAGCCUACGAUGACGAGCGCUGAUGAUGCUCCUUCCGGCUCUGGUGGAUGUACGCUAGCGUUGAACGCAGAUGUCGUUUCUGAUAUCCUUUCCGCGACACAUGCGAUGCCGUCGUGGAGGGCAUGUCAGAUGGACGGCACGAGCUGGAGUGGGACGGCAGAGGAAAACAUACAGCAGUAUGUUUCCACUAUUACCCCUGUAGGCCGAACUGGAAGUGGGGCUCUUAAUCAUUCUUGA
Fibroporia radiculosa is the source of this 594-nucleotide messenger RNA. RefSeq lists its product as uncharacterized. The coding region runs from base 1 to 594 and encodes 197 amino acids. The transcript is spliced from 2 exons. The record is from RefSeq and is a predicted model, not a curated record. Lineage: Eukaryota; Fungi; Basidiomycota; Agaricomycetes; Polyporales; Fibroporiaceae.